Molecule: messenger RNA, 1942 nt
Organism: Lathyrus oleraceus (garden pea)
Lineage: Eukaryota; Viridiplantae; Streptophyta; Magnoliopsida; Fabales; Fabaceae
Exons: 10
Coding region: 195-1586 (463 amino acids)
Biological process (GO): nucleosome assembly; transcription by RNA polymerase I
Cellular component (GO): nucleolus
Molecular function (GO): DNA binding; histone binding
Source: RefSeq, a predicted model, not a curated record
UGUGAUUAAAAUCUUCUGAGGGGGGAAGAGGGUCUAUGGAAAAUUCUGGAACAAACAAAAUUAUAAAAUCACUUCCCCCUUCCCAAUUUUCUCUCUUUUUUUUCUUUCGGUUUCUGCCCUAAUCCACGAUUUCAUUCUAUUGUUGCUGAUUUCACUUCAUCGUUCAUCAAUUCAGUUGAUUUGAUUCUCUAGUUAUGAUUGGAACCUCAAUGCGGGGGGGCUAUGAAGGAGAUGAAUAUGAGGAUUAUGAUGAUUAUGAGGACGAAGAACUGGAGGAAGGGGAGGGAUAUGAAGAUGAGGAAGGUGAAGAAUACGCAGUGGAAGAACCUCGGAAGCCUACUCCGGAAGAACUGGAAUACCUUGAGUUGAGGAAGAAGUUGAAAGAAUCGAUUAGAAAAAAGAUGAAGAAGGAGAAUAGUAUUUCUCUUGCAGAUUCCAGUGGUAGAAGGAAGCAAGUUCAUUAUGAUAAUUACGGGUCCUUUUUUGGCCCAUCUCAACCGGUUAUUGCCCAGCGAGUAAUCCAAGAGAGCAAAUCCUUGUUAGAAAAUCGGCAUUUGGUGCCCAAGCCUUCUAACUCGCAUCAAAUUAAUAAAAGUACAAAUAGGGGUUCUAGUGGUGUAUCAAAGUCUUCAGCUCAUCAGCAACCACCCAGAGUCAAUGAGAAGCUAGUUAAAGCUGAGAAACUCAAGGUUACUAGAGAUUACUCAUUUCUUUUGUCUGAUGAUGUGGAUAUUCCUGGUCCAUCAAAAGAGCCUCCAUCUAGGAAUACAUCUAUGCGCAAUUCAGUGGGACAAGCAGCUCAAGUUCCAGGAAAGAGUAAACAUUCUUUGAGCAAUGGUGGCAAACUCAUUCGAAGUACUGGUGAUAAUCGGAGACCUGUUGCAGGGGCUAGUCAUUUGGCUCCUAAACCGCAAUCCAAUUAUAAGUUAAGUUCUUCCAGCCAGGCCAGUAAGGCAUCAGUAGAUUCUAGAAGACAGCUUGGUAGCAACAAUGGGAAUGGGCCAGGCCGGCCAGUGGGGUCAAAAGGCAUGCCUUCAAAGAUGCCUGUUAAUACCAUGGGGAGUAAAUCAGUCACACCUGGCAUGAGAAAUCCUGUGAAUGGUGUACAGAAGCAGCCUCCGUCAAAGGUUUUGUCAUCUGUUCCAAAGCAUAGUAUGGAUCAAAGAAAAGAUGUACGAGAACUGCAUAAACCCAAAAUGUUACCGAGACCACCACCGCGACCACCGGUAGCGUCAUCAAGAGCUCAGGUCAGUAAACCACCACUUAAACAAGUUCCUAAGCGUCCUGAUUUUCAUGAUCAGCGCCCCAAGAGUAAACUUGGGAAACGACGCCUCGAUGAGCCUGAGGAUGAAGCGGAUGUUAGCAAAAUGAUCAGAUCGAUGUUUAAUUACAACCCCAGCAGAUUUGUCGAUGAUGACGACGUCGAUAAUAUGGAGGCAGGCUUUGAUGAAAUUGUGCAGGAGGAAAAGAGGAGUUCUUUAAUUGCUAAAAAGGAGGAUGAGGAGCAACUUAGGUUGAUAGAGGAGGAGGAAGAAAGAGCGCGGAAACGAAAGAUGAUGUUAAAGAAGCGUAGGGUUGGGGGGUAGUAACAUGAAAAUCGAAGACCAUACUAAGGUUUCAAAUUAUCUGUGUGAUUAUCAUGGAAUCUGAAUUGCCGAAUUCGGUCCAAUGGUGGUGAAAAUUAAGUUGGGGCCACAAACAAAUUGGCAAUAGCGAUGAUGUAAAAGCAAGUGGUGUUUUGCCAAUCAAGUUUGUAUUAUAUUUUGUAACUUGUAAUAAUGCUAAUCAUGCAACUAAUGAUUGCAAUUUUUUAAUUUUUACAACGGGGGCAAAUACUGGGGUUAGUUUUUACAGAUUUGGCCUUCAACCAUAAUUUUUAUUUGUUAUAUUGUUUAGAAAUUAGAUGAUUUUGAGUUUAAUAAAGAUGGAUUUAGGUUGGUCA